CGUCCGGAAACGCGUCGGAAGUUGUCGAACACGCCCCGGAUACGAUCGAAUACGUCGAAAUAUAUCUCAAAGACAGUUAUACCCUCUGUAUAUCUCCCGUAUCUUCUUAGGAAAGUUCUCAUCAGAAAACCAUAAUACAUACAAGGAGGUUGCCUAGUUUCGCACCGGAAAAACAAAGAACGACAAAGAUGGUGAUUCUGAUAGUGGCGACGACGGCCGAUCCGGCCUCCGUCAACCCCGCCAAUGCUCUCCUCUCCAAGCCCGGCUGGGCCCCCACCUCUUCUCUGCAGGACAUGAACGCCUUCGCUAACGGCUCCGUUAGGGUUCUGCUGCACAACCGGAGCAUAAUCGAAGAGGACUACCUCGACACUCGCUGGAAAGAAGCCACCGGCGAACACGUCGACGAGCUCAUCUUCCUGAGCAAGCACAAAGCCGCCUCCAGCCGCCCUGCUCUGACUGUUCAUCCGAUCGGCGUCCCGCAUUUGCAAGACGGCGACGUUUUGCCGCAGGGCGGGAAGCCUGGCUGGGCCGCGCCGCCGAAUCCGAGGAUUGGACCGUGGCUGAGGUUGUUGGGGAGGAUUGCUCAGGAUCAUGGCUUGGUUCCUGAGUUUGAGAUAACUUUGGAGGCUACGCAUCAUGGACCGAUCACUGAUACGCCUACGAUGUUUCUGGAGAUUGGUAGUACAGAUGAUUGCUGGAAGAGGCAGGAUGCUGCUGAAGUUAUGGCUCUAUUAGUUUGGGAAGGACUUGGACUUAAUGGGGGAGCUGCUGUUGGAAACUGGAAUGGGGAAAACAAUAAUAAAAGAGUUCUUCUUGGGAUAGGUGGUGGACAUUAUGCACCCCGUCAUAUGGAUAUAGCUUUGAAAGAUAAUGUCUGGGUGGGCCAUCUGAUUUCGGGUUACUCACUACCAAUGGAAGAUCCAAGCAAGUCCAAGACAGAAACAAAAACAAAAGAUAUUGGUGGAACUUGGAAACAAGCAAUCAAAGUAGCCUAUGAGGCGACACAAUUGGCUUUCCCUGGUGGAGAAGUUCUAGCUCAUCUUGAUCACAAAAGCUUCAAAAGCUGGCAAAAGAAUGCUAUAACGAGUUUCUUAGAGGACCAGAACAUUACAAUCAGCAAACGUGAUUUCUUCUGAAUUAAUGGCGUGAGCUCGUGGCAUUGCAUAUACUGAGAUUUUGCCAAGAACAAACUCAGUAUGUCCCUGAGAUUUUAGUUGCCAGAAUUAACUUAUAGUGAUACAACUAAGUGUAUUUGGUUGCAUUCACAGAUUCACUGAGCUAUAUACGUUAUGGUCAAGUUGAGUUUAACUUUGUAAAGUAUCACACCAUCACAUUGGAGACUAGUGAGUUGUAAUUUGUAAACUGUUUUUUCGAUUACUAGCGAGUUGUGAACUUGUGACCAAAGGGUGCUUCUAGUUGCACCUAUUAAUUUACUAUGUUUACCUCAUGUAAUUUUUGUAAAAAUGUUUUCUCUGUUUUACCCUCCCAACAUUAUUAUUCCCAUAAAACGGUAAUUUUCAAUUUUUCACUUUA
Argentina anserina (silverweed cinquefoil) is the source of this 1533-nucleotide messenger RNA. Its product is annotated as D-aminoacyl-tRNA deacylase. Lineage: Eukaryota; Viridiplantae; Streptophyta; Magnoliopsida; Rosales; Rosaceae. The transcript is spliced from 7 exons. Gene Ontology annotation, molecular function: D-aminoacyl-tRNA deacylase activity. The record is from RefSeq and is a predicted model, not a curated record. The coding region runs from base 189 to 1136 and encodes 315 amino acids. Gene Ontology annotation, biological process: D-amino acid catabolic process.